Molecule: messenger RNA, 999 nt
Organism: Magnolia sinica
Lineage: Eukaryota; Viridiplantae; Streptophyta; Magnoliopsida; Magnoliales; Magnoliaceae
Exons: 6
Coding region: 1-999 (332 amino acids)
Source: RefSeq, a predicted model, not a curated record
AUGAAGGGUGUGUUGAAGUGUUUCGGUUUUAGCGAUGCUUGCAUCGCUUUGUUAGAAUCAUGUUGGAAUAACAAUUGGUUUUCUGUUCUUAUUAAUGGGGAGGCAUUGGGCUACUUCAACUCCUUAAGAGGGCUUAGACAAGGUGAUCCGAUCUCCCUAGGGUUGUUUGUUAUUGCGGCUGAAGUUCUAAGUCAAGGCUUUAAGGCACUAGUGCAGUCAGGUGCUUGCUAUUCAUUCAAUCUUUGCAGUGGCUGUCCAACUAUUUCCCUUUUUGUGGAUGACACGCUCUUGAAAAGUUCCUUCCUAUGUUCUGAUAAGCUCUCUGCUAGUAGAAUUAGAAGCAUCGAGUGCUUCUUAGGGAUCACCAAGUCCACGUUGUGUAGCUGCUAUCUGGGCAUGCCAAUUAUAAGAGGAAGAGCUAAGGCUUCUGAUUUUCAAUUUCUUCUCGACAAGGUCCUCAAUUGCAUCAGCGGGUGGAAGACUCGGCACCUAUCUCAGGGUGGACGAGCCACCCUAAUCAGACACGUUCUGGGUAGUUUUCCUAUCCAUGUGCUGGCAGCUUCACAGGUUCCGCUGCAACUCAUUUGGGCCCUCGAGAUGAAAUUUGAUGAUUUCUUCUGGGGUUGGGCUGAGGUGAUUCUCCGUGGGUCUCUCAUGAUGGCGAGAUAUGGCAGAGAUAUCUCUUUUGGCAAUGGUGUCAGUGCGGCAGCUGCCCCUUCCCUGCUGUGGAAGAAAGUCAAGGCCACAUUCCAUCUCCUCGACGAGAAGACCCAAUGGGUGGUUUUGCAACCUCCAAAGAUUUGGACAGUUGCUUCUGGCCUCUGGACCCAUCUGGAAGCUUCUCUGUUAAAUCUACCUGAAGCUUGUAUAGAUUGGUUGGGCCUCAACGGUUCUGGACGAGCAGAGUGUGGCAUACCAAGGCGGAUGCCUCUCUUCCCUCCGGAACCUCGUCCCGAGCUUAGUGCUUUGGGAGAUCUGGAAAGCAAGAAACGAGGCUAG